UACCGAUUGAUGAAAGAACAUAUAUCCGACACCAUCAUGCAGGCUUUACUAAUUUUGACUUUAGUAAUGACGAUGAUAUCGAUGAUGACGAUGACAUUACCAGUGAUGACUACAGUGAUGACUACAUUGAUUAUAUAGAUGAUUAUGACUCAGAUGAUGUAGACUUGGACUUCAUCUUUGACAAUGAUGAUAUGUAUCGUGGAGUAACCUUUGGAUCCCAAGUUCUCGAUGCUGAUUUAUUCUACUUUGAUAGAAGAGACGGUCAUACCAAUGCCAGUUCAAGUCAUAACUCCGACAAUAGGAAUUUCCAAGGUCCUGAAUCGUGGUUUAAUGAUAAAAACACCGAAUAUAUACCCAUAAGUAGAAUCCAUCAUCAUCGAAGCAAUCCGAAUAUCUUCUCGGCUCGAUCCAAGAGGAUUCAGUUACUAAAGGAUCUUGGUAUUCUCGUGGAUAAACUGUAUCAUAAACAACAAGCCGCAUUCCCAUCCAAUAGUCAAAGUGCCUAUUUGAACUGGGAAAGAAGUGAUGUUAAGAAUUCUAAAAAAAUGUUGACUAAACCACCCAAUCGAGUUGAAUUCAAUACUAGAUUAAAUGCCGUUGAUCCCUUUACACUAUUAGUCAAAUCAUUAUCAACUCAAUAUAAGGAUGCAUUAACUUUACGACCAAAUGGUCUAAAGAAAUUGUAUGAAGUUUCAACGAUUCGAAAGUAUAAAAACAAUUUAACGGCCAUAAUUAAAGAUUAUAAAACCAAUGAAGAAUUCUUAGUAGUUGCUUGUAAUUCAGAAAUGAUGGUAUUUGAAUUUAAUUCAUUAAAUUUACCUAAUGAUAAACCAGUAAUAAUGUUUGAUACUAAACCUCCAUUUACAACUACUACCGAUAGAUUAAUUUCUACUUGGCCAUAUUUCCCUCAUACUAUAAAUUUUGUUAAGACAUUUCCUGAUUUUAAAGGUGAUCAACCGAUUCUAUGUGCAUGUGUUGAUGAUGGAACUCUUAUUAUCUGGAAUACUGAUACUAUAAUUAAUCGAAUAAGAAAUAAGAAAACUACCGUUAGUACUACUGCUACUGCUACUGAUAAAGUUCAUAUAAAACCUCAAUUUAAAAUUAAAUUAGAGGCAUCCCUAUGGGGAUUGGAUUUUAAACAUUAUGAAGGAAAUCAUAAUGUAUUUAUGGCCUCAGAUAAUUCUCAAAGUUUAACAUUACUUUAUUAUCAUGAAUCGGAUUUAAGAUUUUAUCAUAUAAAGUCACAUCAAUUAUUACAUAAUAUACCAGAAGUUGGAAUUAUACUGGUAACAAUUGAUUUACAAGAUAAUGAAGAAUUACAUACUAUAAAGACAUCUUGUGCUUCAAUAUCAGGAGAAUUAUUAAUCUUUCAAUUCCAAUUUUGUUUGGUUGAUGGUCCAUUAAAUGAAAUUGAAUAUAAUUUCUUUAAAAAUCAAGAAUAUUACUAUGUGGAUAGUUCAAUUGAAUUAUUAGAGAAUAGAAAUAAUAUUAAUUUUAAUAUUCAAAAUCUUGAUACUUUAAAUUCCGAACGAUUUAAUCGACUUGAAUAUAGAAAUCCAUUUGUAUUACUUCGUACAGUUAUUGGAGAAUAUUGUUGGACUAGUAAACUUAUUAAUUCUCAAUAUUUCAAAUCGGUUAAUAGUUUAAAUGAAGUUAUAGGAGAUUUUACAUUUGAUUCAGCCAUUGUAGUAGAUGAUAUAAUGAAUGAAUCAAAGAUAUUAGACUUGGAAUUUGAUCCUAUGUUGACUAGUCAUCUUGGACUUGCCACCAAUUGGCAACAUUUUGAAGCUAAAACCCUUAAUUUAUCUACAUUAGUCCAUUCUACAGCCACAUUAAUUCCCAAUUCUCCUCCCAGUAGAAAUGAUACAUCUCGUCUUACUAGUCUUGAUGAUGAAUAUAGAAGAGUUCAUAAGGGUUUAAUCAAACAAUUUCAGAAAGUAAAUAAUCGUGCUCGUACUAGUUCGGCUAAUAAACAAUCAUACUUAUUAGAUCCAGUUCAUGAUAUCCAAUCACAAGAUUUUCUAGUGGUUUCUACAGGAAGAAGAUUAGGAUUGUUUAGAGCCGAUUCAUUAUUCUGUACUUGUUCAACUAAAAAGUUAUUUGAUUUACCUAUACCUUCCAAUAAUGAAUCCAAACCAGCCAAUAGAAUCUCGAUUACUCAUAUCAUACCUGAAUUACAAUGUUAUAUAGCAGUAACUCAACAAGGGUUAAUUACUAUUAUGAGACUCUGUCAAUACCGCGGAGUGUAUGGAAUGCGACAAGAACAUAUUUUCCCUAAUGCCAUAAGUCUCGCCUUAGAUCAUUUUGGUGGAUACAGAACUAUUGCUGGUAUUAAUGUUAGAGAUAAGUCAUCCAGUCCUGGCUUUCCUCGGUUCCUUCUCUAUAUAGUAUAUACUGAUGGACUCAUAGUUAGUUAUGAGUUAUCGUUAGAUGCAUCUGCUGGUGACUUAUUGAUCACUAGUAUAUAAGAGUAUGUAUAGUGUAUAUAGUAUGUAUAGUAUAUAUAUAGGGUGUGUGUGUAUAGUAUAUCAUAGUAUGUAUAGUAUUGUAUAGCAUAUCAUAUUUAGUAUUGUAUAGUACUAUUGUAUAAGAUUAUUUG
This is a messenger RNA of Scheffersomyces amazonensis, 2599 nucleotides long. RefSeq lists its product as uncharacterized. The transcript has a single exon. The record is from RefSeq and is a predicted model, not a curated record. Gene Ontology annotation, molecular function: protein binding. NCBI's taxonomy places the organism in Eukaryota, Fungi, Ascomycota, Pichiomycetes, Serinales, Debaryomycetaceae. The coding region runs from base 192 to 2468 and encodes 758 amino acids.